Messenger RNA from Dermatophagoides farinae (American house dust mite), 1093 nucleotides. NCBI's taxonomy places the organism in Eukaryota, Metazoa, Arthropoda, Arachnida, Sarcoptiformes, Pyroglyphidae. The record is from RefSeq and is a predicted model, not a curated record.
AUGACAAUGAUGACCUUAUAUCCAUUUCCACCAAAUCGAGAUGAUGAAACAACAAUCGACAACAACGACACAUGUUCAUUAGAAUCAUCAUCAUCAUCAUCAUCAUCAUCGGAUUCAUUUGUUGAUUCGGAUCAAGAAGAGGAGAUUAAUGAUGAUUAUUAUGUUGAUGGUGAAAAUCCUAAUUCCACAUCUUUUGGUGCUGCUGCUGCUGGUGGUGGUGGUGGUGUUGGUGGUGGCGAUCCAUUGAUAAUAACAUCGGCGAAUACAACGACAAUCAACAACAACAACAACAACAAAAAUAGAAGCAGUAACAAUAGCAAUGUAAAAACUGGCAAUAGUAAACGAUUUCGUACACAAAUGACAACCACAAUGGUAAAAGUGAUGAAAUCAAUAUUUGCUGAUUAUAAAACACCAACAAUGUUGGAAUGUCAAACAUUGGGUCGAGAGCUUGGCCUUUCUAAACGUGUUGUACAGGUUUGGUUUCAAAAUGCACGUGCUAAAUAUAAAAAAUCUCGUUCAUCAGCUGCAGCAAUGAUGGGCCAUCAUCCUUAUCAUCAACAAUUCGAUCAAUCAUUGUCAUCAUCAUCAAAUCAAUGUAAUAUUUGUAAUGUAAAAUAUAAUCAUAAACAACAAUCGAUGCAGGAACAUCUUUUCUCAAAAUCACAUCUAGAUCGUCUUAAGAAUCAGAUUGAUAGCAAUAAUAAGGUUCAUAUGAACAAAAACAACAACAACAACAACAAAACAAUGAUAAUGAUAACGACGACGACGAUGAUGAUGAUGAUGACAAUUCAACAGAUUUCCCUAUUGCAUCAUCGUAUCAGCAGAAUCAAAAUCAAUCAUUUGAUUUGAACAAACAACAACAACAACAGCAACAAGAAACGGUAGCUGCACAAAGAUUUUUACAACAACUACAAAUGAUACAGAAUCUGGCUUCUGGAAUGCAGAAUAAUAAUAAUAAUAAUAAUGGUGAUGGCGUUGAUAGUGGUCAAUUUGGUAAUAAUCUAGCCGAAUUGAUACAACAAUCACAAACAAAUGGUGGUGAAAAUGAAUAAAUGAAUGAAUGAAUGGUGAAAACCACACGAAAAAUAAAAAA